This is a messenger RNA of Schistosoma mattheei, 1623 nucleotides long. NCBI's taxonomy places the organism in Eukaryota, Metazoa, Platyhelminthes, Trematoda, Strigeidida, Schistosomatidae. The record is from the annotation of a GenBank genome assembly.
UUCAGAUUUAGUCAUCCAGUAUUCAACGGAAAAAACAGUUGUUUUAACAGUUUCAAUCUUUUUUGGAUCAUUUUAGUCAGUUUGAAAGGAACGCCGAGUUCGCACAGUUAGUUCAACAAAAAUUGGAUGCAUACAAAGCGGACGAUCCUCAAAUGGGCGAGGGUCCACAAAAAGAAAGAAGUCAAUUGAUUUUACUUGACCGGGGAUUCGAUCCUAUCUCACCUAUUUUACAUGAACUCACUUUCCAAGCCAUGGCUUACGACUUACUGGCAAUUGAAAAUGACGUUUACCGUUACAUCAACACAUCAGGUCCUGAGGAACGUGUUAAAGAAAUUAUCUUGGAUGAAACUGAUGAGCUUUGGUGUGAACUUCGUCAUCAACACAUAGCAGUCGUUUCACAACAGGUUACUAGCAAAUUGAAAAAGUUCGCUGAAGAUAAACGUAUGGUUAACGCAGGCGAUAAAACUACAAUGCGUGAUUUAAGUCAAAUGUUAAAAAAAAUGCCUCAAUAUCAAAAAGAGUUAUCCAUGUAUUCAACACAUUUUCAUUUAGCUGAGGAUUGUAUGCAAACUUAUCAAAAUCAUGCUAAUAAACUAUGUAAAGUCGAACAAGAUUUAGCCAUGGGUACUGAUGCAGAAGGUGAACGAGUCAAAGAUCAUAUGCGUACAAUGGUUCCUAUUUUAAUUGAUCAGUCAGUUUCAGCAUAUGAUAAACUUCGUGUGAUUCUUUUGUAUGUUAUACAACGGGGCGGUAUAAAUGAAGAAAAUUUAGCUAAAUUAGUUCAACAUGCUCAAAUCCCCUCAUCACAGGCGUGUAUUGUGCGUAAUUUGAUGCAUUUAGGAGUUCCUGCUAUCCAGGAUGCUUCAGGAGCUGGUAUAGGGAGGCGUAAACUUCCUCAGCCUUAUUUGCCUGCUAAUCGACGUCAACGGGAGGAUGGUCCACGAUAUCAAAUGUCUCGAUGGACACCUUAUAUCAAAGAUCUUAUGGAGGAUGCUGCUGAAGAUAAAUUGGAUCCGAAAUUAUUUCAGUACUUUGGUGGUGGCCCUGUUCGUGGUCCUGGAACGCGUACAGGAAAUGCACCAAUGUCUGCAAGAUAUGGAAUGUGGCAUCGGGAUAAAAGUCAACAACCACGUUCUGGACCUAGAUUAAUAUUCUUUGUAAUCGGUGGAAUAUCCUAUUCAGAAAUCCGUUGUGCAUAUGAAUUAAUGAAUACUGCGCUAGGUAAACAAUGGGAUAUUAUCGUUGGUGGUACCCAUAUACUCGUGCCGGAAGCAUUCUUAAAGGACUUGGAGAAACUGUCUUAUCCACCAGGGACAGCGCCUCCAUCGGUUAGCAGUGGGACAUCAGUUAUUGUAGGUGCUGGUGGGGAACCAGUGUGAAAUCAGUAUACCCCAUGAAUGAUUUAUAUUUCAAUAUGUAAUUCACAAGAGAUUGCAAGAGAUUUCCUUAUGAUUUCCACUGAAUAACAACUUUAUUUACUUAUAUUGAUUUAUCUUUCGUCGCACAAUUCUUCGUUAGUAAAUAUCAUUUCAUUGAUGCUGAUGAUAUAAUUGUUACUAUUAAUAUUACUAUUAUUGCCAACAAGAACUUCAUUUGUGUUUAGCACUUCACCUAAUCACUCAC